CCUGGUUUAUUUCGUGUUCUGAGGAGAGUGUGAGAAGGAGCCAUGGAUCCUGCAGCAUUGGUAGAAGCCGUUAUGGAAGAAGUGGCCUGUCCCAUCUGUAUGACCUUCCUGAGGGAGCCCGUGAGCAUCGACUGUGGCCACAGCUUCUGCCACAGUUGUCUCUCUCGACUCUGGGGGGUCCCAGGAGAAUCUGAGAACUGUGGUUACACAUGUCCUCUCUGCCGGGCUGCUGUGCAGCCAAGGAACCUGCGGCCUAAUUGGCAGCUGGCCAGUGUUGUAGAAAAAGUCCGUCUGCUAGGGCUGCACCCAGGAAUGGGGUGGAAGGGGGAUGUUUGUGAGCUCCACAGGGAACAGCUGAAGAUGUUCUGCAAAGAGGAUGGCCUGAUCAUGUGUGAGGCCUGCAGCCGGUUCCCCGAGCAUGAGACCCACAGUGUCGUGCCCAUGGAGGAUGUCACCUGGGAGUAUAAGUGGAAACUGCAUGAGGCUCUGGAACAUCUGAGGAAAGAGCAAGAAGAGGCCUGGAAGCUGGAAGUUGGUGAGAGGAAACGAACUGCCAACUGGAAGAUACAGGUGGAAACCCGAAAGCAGAGUAUCAUGUGGGAGUUUGAGAAGUAUCGGCGAUUACUACAGAAAAACCAGCCACCAGGGCGGCGGCUGGAGGUAGAGGCAGCUGCAGCUCUGGCCAGCCUAGAGCAGGAGGAGGGGGAGACCAUGCAAAAACUGGAGAUGAAUCACAAUGAGCUCCUGCAGCAGAGCCGGGUCCUGUGGAGGAUGAUUGCGGAGCUGGAAGAGAGGUCUCAGAGGCCUGUCCGCUGGAUGCUGCAGGGUAUUCAGGAAGUCUUAAACAGGAGCAAGUCUUGGAGCCUGCAGCGGCCAGAACCAGUCUCCUUGGAACUGAAGACGGAUUGCCGUGUGCUGGGGCUAAGAGAGGUCCUGAAGACAUAUGCAGCUGACGUGCGCCUGGAUCCAGACACUGCUUAUUCCCGCCUCAUCGUGUCUGAGGACAGAAAAUGUGUGCGCUAUGGAGACACCAAGCAGAAACUGCCAGACAAUCCUGAGCGAUUUUACCGCUACAACAUUGUUUUGGGCAGCCAGUGCAUCUCCUCAGGCCGCCACUACUGGGAGGUGGAGGUGGGAGACAGGUCUGAAUGGGGCCUGGGCGUGUGUAAGGAAAAUGUAGAUCGGAAGGAGGUGGUCUAUUUAUCCCCCCACUAUGGAUUCUGGGUGAUAAGGCUGAGGAAGGGAAAUGAGUACCGGGCAGGCACUGAUGAAUACCCCCUCCUGUCCUUGCCAGUCCCUCCCCGCCGGGUGGGAGUCUUCCUGGAUUAUGAGGCCCAUGAUAUCUCCUUCUACAAUGUGACUGACAAUGGCUCCCACAUUUUUACUUUCCCCCACUAUCCCUUCCCUGGGCGCCUCCUACCCUAUUUUAGUCCUUGCUACAGCAUUGGUGCCAACAACACCGCUCCUCUGACCAUUUGCUCCCUGGAUGGGGACGACUGAGAGAGGCCCCAUCCUAGCCAGAGGCCUUGGAAUUUCACCUGGACUGCAGGAAUUUUGGAGAGCCCUGCCAAGGACAAGGGUCCCCUUGAACUGAGCUGAG
Molecule: messenger RNA, 1600 nt
Organism: Ceratotherium simum simum (southern white rhinoceros)
Lineage: Eukaryota; Metazoa; Chordata; Mammalia; Perissodactyla; Rhinocerotidae
Source: RefSeq, a predicted model, not a curated record